This is a messenger RNA of Vigna umbellata (rice bean), 1465 nucleotides long. Its product is annotated as EPIDERMAL PATTERNING FACTOR-like protein 5. Gene Ontology annotation, biological process: guard cell differentiation; stomatal complex development. The record is from RefSeq and is a predicted model, not a curated record. NCBI's taxonomy places the organism in Eukaryota, Viridiplantae, Streptophyta, Magnoliopsida, Fabales, Fabaceae.
UACAUGUGAAAAGGAGAAGCAUUAAUGAAUUAAUGAAAUGACGGUAGAAAAGAGCAUGGAAGGAGCAGUUAAAAAGCGAAGCUGGUUAAAUUGAAGAGGGUAGCCCAUGUUUCUGUUUAGAGAAGAAAAACUAUAUACAGAAGGAGAAAAGGCAGAGAAAAAGCAGAGGGAAGGUGAGAGCAGGAGGCAUAUAUCAGAGUGGAGAGAGUUGGUGUUGCUUUUGCUUUUCUGGGUUUGGGAAUCGUUGAAAGACAGUGGAGAAAGCCUGCAAGAGAAUCCGAGACCUAAACAUGGUAAAGCUUAGGAAGUGAUGAUCUGCAUAGAUUCACCUUUGUUUUUCUUCCUUUCUUUUUAACCUCUCUAAUAAGUACUGUGCACACACUCACACAAACACAAACACACACAUACCUCUCUGCCACAACACACACCUCAUCAGAUAAGCCGUACCACUACCACAGUCCUUCCAAAUUUUCCACUCUCUCUACCUCCUCUCCCUGCACCUUUAUUGCACACUGCUCUCACUGAGACAAAAUAAAAGUGGUGUGAGAGAGUUGAAAAGCACAAAAGAUUAUGACUUUGUCCAUUUGAGACAAAUGGGCUAAGUGUUAGGUAUUUGUUUAGCUCUUAUUUGCAUGGAACGUGCAACCCUUGGGUUGCAAACCCUACUAUUUGCUCCUAGCUUCAUACACUACUCUUGAUAGGGUCAUAGACUGAGUGAGACUGAGAGUGAGAGCGUGAGAUAUAGCUUGUUUGUGUCAUAUAUCUGCAAGCAUCCUAGUGUUAGUGUUGUAGUGAAGGAAAUUUGUUCUUGUUCAUGGAGAGGAAGAGAAAAACCCCUCCCCUUGUGAACAGAACCCGUCUUUCUAGUAUCUCCUUUUUCGUGCUCUUAAUUUUCACACUGAUCUUCAGCAGUAGAAUUACCACUGCCUCCACCAUUCCAUGUUUAGAUACUAAGUGUCCCAUGUUCACCAAAGCGAACACAGAUUUUCAGGAAAAUAAUGGGAAGAUUGGAGAAAGCUGGGUGUCUGGAGGUAAAAAAGAUGUCUUAUCAAUGAGCUGGCCCAGAAGAAGGCUUCUGGGUGGGCCUGGUUCAUCGCCGCCGCGUUGCACCUCGAAGUGUGGCAAAUGUACACCAUGCAAACCGGUUCACGUGCCGGUGCCGCCGGGUACGCCGGUGACCGCCGAGUACUACCCGGAGGCAUGGAGAUGCAAGUGUGGGAACAAGUUGUACAUGCCAUGAAUAAAAUAUAAUAUAACAUAUUUUCUGAGUAUGGUGUAUUUUGGUUGGGUCUAAUACAUAGUUGAUUUUAUUGACUAUAAAAGACUCGCAGUUCUUAGUUUGAUGAGUUACGUUAGCUUUAGCUUGUGGUGGAUAUUGGAUAUGGAAACAGAGUACAGAACUUGAUUUGAUGUGAAAUAUAUAAUAUCUUCACACUGAUUAAUGUUAUUAACAAUAAUGAUGUUA